This is a messenger RNA of Brassica rapa (field mustard), 872 nucleotides long. RefSeq names its product transcription factor MYB35. The record is from RefSeq and is a predicted model, not a curated record. Lineage: Eukaryota; Viridiplantae; Streptophyta; Magnoliopsida; Brassicales; Brassicaceae.
AUGAUCUGGAACACAAAACUAAAGAAGAAACUGUCCCAAAUGGGGAUAGGUCAUGUCACACACCGUCCUUUUUCUCUUGUACUUGCUGAAUAUGGCAACAUCAAUGGUGGUGGAUCCUAAACCCUAAACCCUAAUCCCUUGAAUCAUACCGCAUCUCUUAGACAUAAUCACUCGCUCAACGAAGAUUCUCAUCAACAACAACCUGGUGAUUCAGGAGAUCUCAUGUUUCAUCUGCAAGCAAUCAAGCUUAUGACCGAGUCAUCAAACCAAGUCAAGCCCGUCUCUAACUUUAUGUAUGCCUCUUCGUCUUCUUCUAAUUCAUCUCCUCCAGUAUUUUCCUCAACUUGUUCAACCAUAGCUCAAGAGAGUUCAGAGGUUAACUUCACCUGGUCUGAGUUUCUUUUUGACCAAGAAACCCCAUUCCAUGAAAUUCAAGAGAAUCAUCUUGAUCAAGAACUAGACAACUUUUUCGGUAACGAGUUCGCAGGUAGCAAAGCUAAUAUAGCUAAUACACCAACUCAAGCUCAGAUCGAACUAGAGUACUCUUUGAGCAAUGGGUUUGUUGAAUCCAUUAUAUAUAAAGAAAAAGAGUUGUUCUUAGUACUAUUUUCUAGCUAUUUGGAGCAUCCUUUCUAUUUAUAGUCUAUCUCUCUUCCUCUCCUCAAACUGCUAAAUAAAGAAAUAAUCUAAAGACCCGAAACAAGUGCUUCCUGCAAAUCUUUGAUUUUUUUAAAAAUUAUUAUUACAAAUUAAAUUUAGAAAGGUCUGAUCAUAAACAUGAGUCUCUGACUGUAAGUUAGUCUUUUCAAAAUAGAUUUAUUCAGGGAAACAGAACUAUUUACUUAGCCUCAAGAGUUUUAGUUUAAGAGAUU